Suillus fuscotomentosus is the source of this 1033-nucleotide messenger RNA. Its product is annotated as mitochondrial carrier domain-containing protein. Gene Ontology annotation, molecular function: S-adenosyl-L-methionine transmembrane transporter activity. Lineage: Eukaryota; Fungi; Basidiomycota; Agaricomycetes; Boletales; Suillaceae. Bases 17 to 844 code for a protein of 275 amino acids. Gene Ontology annotation, cellular component: mitochondrial inner membrane. The transcript has 6 exons. The record is from RefSeq and is a predicted model, not a curated record. Gene Ontology annotation, biological process: transmembrane transport.
GGAGUGGACCGCGAUCAUGGUAACAGAACGGAAACCGACGUUCUUCCAGUCUCUCGCUGCCGGCGGAUUGGCAGGAACAGCGGUCGACAUACUGUUCUUCCCGAUAGACACCGUCAAGACCCGUCUGCAGUCUGCGCAGGGAUUCAUCAAGGCUGGCGGCUUUCGCGGGAUUUACAAAGGUGUGGGUAGUGUGGUUGUUGGAAGCGCCCCAGGAGCUGCUGCAUUCUUCUCUACGUAUGAAGCCAUGAAGCGCUCGAUUCCUCUUCGCGACCAACUUGCGCCUGUGAACCAUAUGCUGUCCGCGUCUGUGGGAGAAGUGGCUGCUUGUUUGAUACGCGUUCCUACAGAAGUCAUCAAAACCAGGAUGCAAACAUCGACGUAUGGUGCUUCGGCAUCUUCGUUUAAAGCCGCAACACUUGUCCUGCACCAUGAGGGUAUUCCAGGAUUCUAUCGUGGUUUUUGGAUGACUAUCAUGCGCGAGAUACCCUUUACAUCACUCCAAUUCCCGCUAUAUGAGUUUCUCAAAUCUCGACUAUCAAUAUAUCUGGACCGAAAACCCCUAUAUGCACAUGAGGCUGCUGUCUGUGGGAGCAUAGCCGGGGGGACUGCAGCAGCACUAACAACACCGCUCGACGUCCUUAAAACACGCGUCAUGCUUGAUCUUAGAGAUCCUUUGAAGCAGCAAGUGCCAACUCUUUCUAUGCGAUUUCAGCAAAUUUACGUGCAAGAGGGCGCAAAGGCUCUUUUUGCAGGUAUAGUGCCGAGAACGAUGUGGAUAUCCGCAGGAGGAGCUGUCUUCCUCGGCGUCUAUGAAUGGGCCGUUCAUGGUUUUAUGAGCGCCUAAGCGAGAGCAAACCUACAGUCCAAAUGCGCAUCUAAAACGGCCGGUAGGACCAGUGGGGGUACGCCCUACACUGGGGCAUUUGCGAUUUUAGUAAUGCGAUGCAGGGCACAGGUGUCCAUUAGACUAGAUGGCAUUGUCCAAUAUAUGGUAGAUUACUCCAAUGGACAGAAAAUGGAUCCAAAAAAAACC